Molecule: messenger RNA, 2241 nt
Organism: Ectocarpus siliculosus
Lineage: Eukaryota; Phaeophyceae; Ectocarpales; Ectocarpaceae
Source: the annotation of a GenBank genome assembly
AUGUCACCACAAGGCGGCGUUGGAACGAAGGCCGACAACGCCGAGUACUACCCCUCGGGAAGGCUGGCGUCAGUCUUCAAGGAGGACGGGUCAGGCUUCAUUUAUUACCCAUCAGGCCUCGUCGCAGUGUGCAAGGGAGUUGUUGACGGACGUGGUCGAUAUUACGUCUACGGCGACGACCGGAGAUCCACCCCUCUCGGGGCGGUCAACGAGCAUGGCGUGGGAUUCUUCCUGGGCCCAUCCGGCGUGCGCUUGGCGCUAAGCAAGGUGGGAGGGCUCAUCACCGAUAGGCACGGAUACAUCGCAAGAGAAUGGCGGUAUGACCCAGGUGCCCACAUGCCCCCACCUACCAGCGUCCUCGAUGUCAAGCUGAACAAGAGUAUGAACUUCGAGUUCCUGGAUCGGCGCGAAAUGCGAAUCAAGUUCUUGCACGAGGGUAUCUCCCACGAGCUUGACGCUGGCGUGCACCCGAAGCGGGAGGGUACCUACCUUGACAACAGGCAGCAGGCGUUCGGCAACGCCAUGAAGGCCAAGCGGGAUCGCCUGAAGCCGAGGAGUCGGAAUCUAGCGGGAGCUUGCAAGAGUCUCGUUGCCAGCCUCGAAAACGGUUUUGACGGGAUGAACCCUCAGGUUGAACCGUUCCCCGACCCGUCUUGGAAGCACGAUGCUCUUACGGCUACCUACGGAGAGCUGCCCAGAAUACGGAGCACGGGGCUAGAGGUCGGUCCCACCCACGGCCUAGGGAGCAUGAUCUACGAUGACGAUGACGACGGCAGAGGAGGCCCAGGAAUGCGCCGAUCAAGGUCGUGGGGUGGGGGUGCAGGGGUUGGGAGUGGGGGUGAGGGGGGCCGCGGCGACGACGCUUUCGCGGCGGCCUCGAGGCUGAGGAAGGGCGGGAAGUGGCUGGGGGAGCUGGACGUGCGACUCCAGGUGUCCGCCGAGAACCCGCUACUCAAGAGGCUGCGAGCCUUCCUCGAGGAGGAGGCCGCGCCCGACCAGCUGGUGACCGUGCUUGGAGUUCGCGGAGACGACCCGGCGUGCAAUAAGGUGCAGACCAUCGCCGAGCUCGCGAACUGCUUUCUCGUUCAGGGCUUGUCCUCCUCCUCCGGGGAGGGAGGCUCCGAAGGGGGGGAAGGGGGCGAGGGCGGGCGCAUGAACAACAACAGCAGGAGCAGCAGCGCGGCCGGCCCCUCGAGCCGUGCCUCUGUCUCGGGCGCUGAGAAGUACAGGAUGGUGAGGGUCGACUUCGCGGAGCACCGGGCCACGGCGGAGCUGUACGGGGUUCAAGCCCUCCCGGCGUUCCUCAUGUUUCAGGGGGGACGGCUUGCCUGGGUGGGGACGCUGGGGGGGAGUCCCCUGAAAGCGGCGCCUCCUGCGGGUGCAGCGGGUGGGAGGAGGGUGCUACUCGUGGAACCGUGCGCAAAGCGGCAAAUCUCGACAGAGCGAGCGCUCAGGAGAUUCGGGUGCAGCUGGGAUCUAGUCCUCAACGCUCCACAAGCACUUUUGCGGAUACAGGUGGCUAGAACAAACUCAAUGGCUUCCGAUUCCGGCAACGCGGCCUCUCCAAACGGAGAGGGUUACGGCGUGCUGAUGAUAAGCAACGCCCUGGGAGCUGCGGAGGUCAUCGCUUUGGAAAAGGCCUUACACGGCGGUGGAGCAGGUUUCAGCGGCGGCGGCGCCGACUCCGUCGUCGUCGGCCUCGCACACGUGCAGGGCGACCCCUCCGCCAUGGGCAGCGCCGCCCUUAGGGUCGUCUCGGCCGGCUUUACCGAGGCCGCCGACGGGAAGCGGGCCGUGCUGUCCCCGCACCUCGCCCUCGUCGCCGACGUGGCCGUCAGCACGCCCGUGAGAACCUCGGCUCUGGAGGCGGUGUUCGAUAGGUGCUGCAACCGGCCGAAAGAGGAUGCCAGCGUAGCGGGAGUGGGAGGGAAGAGAGGCGAUGGAAAAGGGGGCGUGUCGUUGUCGAUGUCGGCGAGCUGCAGCGCGCUGGAAGGCGGGGACGGCAGGUACAAGGGCGUUACGCCAUCGCGGCUGUUGCAAAAAAUGGAGGAAGUCGGAGCACAGUUGGCCAUGGGGAUAUUCGCGUCCAAUCAGGCGACGAAGGCGGGAAGACAACACCGGCCGGGGCGGGGAGGUGCCGCUGCGUCCGCGGGAAAGGGGGGGAUACUAUUGUCUGCACAGGAAACGAGCUGCAAAGGGUUUCUGUUGGAGCGUUCAACGCUGCAGCGGAUCGCUCUCUAA